GAUUGGCAGUCGGAAAUUCUUUUCUACCUUAAUUUGAACCGAAAACCCGGAGAUCGUGCACAUGGAGUAAAAAAUUAUUAAAAAGUCGCGAGUUUACGCGAUUGUGAGAAACAUUAUUUCGGUAUAAACAUAAUCGGAAUACUGUUGAAUCAUCGUGAGUAUUUGGCGAAAUUAAUCUGCUGGUAGGUCGUGAACGUCACACGUCGUUAGACGAAUCACUCUCAAGACUUGGGGGAAAUAUUUGUUGUUAGUCGGGUCACCGUGGGGUUAUCACGAGAGAUUCGCAGAGGCAUUUUGAUUUGCUAAAACCCCGUAUAAAAGCCGCGGAGGACGGCAGUGUGGAGCAUUGUUUCGCGAACAAUCUCUAAGAACUUAUCGUUCCUUCGUCAAAGCAGCGAUACGAUUGUAUAAAGAGAAUCGCUCCAAGAAAUUUGAAGUGAACAUCCAAGAAGCGUAAGAAGAAAGCAUUGCGCGACACAAUAGGUGAAAAAUAUCAAAUCAUCCCCCUCUGAUUGGUAUCGGAUAUCGAAACGAUGGCGCUUUACUCGGCGUUCUUUCUUGUUGAAUUCUUGGGGAUAAUAAUUGCGGUCCUCUGUGCCAUUUACGUCUACUUCAAGUAUGUGGCCUUCGAUUAUUGGAGUUCAAGAAAUGUCGUAUCCUAUGAGACAAUUGUUCCUUUUGGCAGUAUGUGGCCUGUGUUUUCAGUCAAAUAUUCGAUGGGUGAAUUUUUCCGCGAUGCGUACUUGAAGUUUAAGAAAAACCCUUUUUUCGGUGUCUACACCUUUCACAAGCCUGCGCUUGUGAUCAACGAUCCCGAUAUCAUACGCCUUGUUCUUACAAAGGAUUUUACGCACUUUCACGAUCGUGGAGUAUAUUCCGAGGAAAAGAUCGAUCCUCUGUCGGCACAUCUGUUUGCGGUCCCUGGUGCGAAAUGGAAGUACUUGAGGACCAAGUUUAGCCCCACAUUCACUUCAAGUAAAAUGAAGCAAAUGUUUUUCACCGUCAAAGAUUGUUCUGAGACACUCGCCGCGUUUGUGGCGGAUAAAGCGAAGAAUUCGGAAUUGGUCGAAGUGAAAGAUCUCGUAGCAAGGUUCUCCACCGACGUUAUAGCCUCAACGGCCUUCGGUCUAGACUGCAAAAGCAUUGAAAAUCCUGAUGUGGAAUUUCGAAAGAUGGGUCGAAAAGCUUUUGCGACCAGACCAUUGACAAAUUUUCUAUCAUUUUUCGCCCCGUCCAUAUUGAAAACAUUCCGUAUGCCUGUAACCGACAAGGAUGUUACCAAGUUCUUUAUCAGUGCAUUCAAGGAAACCGUCGAGUACAGGCAAGCCAAUAACAUAGUUCGAAAGGACUUCAUGGAUCUUAUCAUGCAGCUGAUGAACAAAGGCUACGUGAAAAAUGACGACGAGCUGAAACCGGCGCAAUCAUCAGCGCUUGACUCUGAAAGAAUCACAAUGAUGGAAGGAGCUGCUCAAGCUUUCGUCUUCUGGUUGGCUGGCUUCGAGACAUCUUCAUCAACCGUGACCCACUGUCUUUACGAGUUGGCGUUACAUCAAGACUUGCAAGACAAAGUGGCCGAUGAAAUAAACACAGUUCUACAAGAAUUAGGAGGCGUAUCUUACGACAGCGUCAAGGCGAUGCCCUACCUUGCCAAGGUCGUUGACGAAACCCUGAGAAAGUAUCCAUCAGUACCAAUUCUGAACAGAGAGUGCACGAAAGAGUUUGAGCUGCCCGGCACUGGUUUGCGUAUCGAAAAAGGGACUGCGAUAGUCAUCCCAGUCCUCGGGAUUCAAUCGGACCCAGACAUUUAUCCAGAACCAGAAAAGUUCGACCCCGAACGAUUCAAUGAGGAGAACGUCGCAAGUAGACAUCAGUACACUUAUUUACCGUUUGGUGAGGGGCCGAGGAACUGCAUCGGCAUGAGGUUCGGUCUGGUACAGACGAAGGUUGCGAUCAUCAGUUUGCUUUCCAAAUACCGUUUCAAACCUGGACCAAAUCUGAAAGUACCGAUGGUCAUGGACAAAGGAAAUCUCGUGCACUGCCCUGACAGUAAUGGAAUAGUCCUUCGCAUCGAAGAGCGAGAAAAGUUUUAUCGAAGUGAAGAUUUUCAGGUUGAAAAGCCUGACAAACGUAGAAAAGUUUUUAAAUUAUAUUUCUGUACAUUGGAAGGUACAGAAAACAUGGUGGUUCACUCCAGCUAUUUCCUCCUGGAAUUUGCCGGGAUAAUAAUUGCCCUUGUCAUAUCUGUCUAUGCCUACCUAAAAUAUGUGUCCUUCAGCUACUGGAGUUCGAGAAAUGUAAUUUCUCCAAAGCCGAUCAUUCCUUUUGGCCACAUCAAGCCCGUCACAACAAGAAAACGUUCAAUAGGUGAACUUUUCCAAGAUAUCUACUCGGAGUAUAAGAAACAUCCAAUUAUUGGCGUUUACUUGUUUACCCGGCCUAACCUCGUCAUCGCCGAUCUAGACCUCUUACGCUUUGUUCUUACAAAAGAAUUUCCGCAUUUCCACGACCGUGGGGUUUACUGCGAUGAAAAGACUGAACCACUGUCCGGACAUUUGUUCUCACUGCCUGGUGCCAAAUGGAGAUUUUUGAGGAACAAGUUCUCUCCCACGUUCACUUCCAGCAAGAUAAAACAAAUGUUCCCUACGGUUAAAGAAACUUCCAACAGACUUUCACUGAUAGUCGAGAAAAAAGCUCAAAACUCUGAAGUGAUUGAGAUAAAAGAUCUUAUGGCAAGGUUUUCCACCGACGUGAUCGCUUCAGUGGCUUUCGGUAUUGAUUGUAACAGCCUAGAAAAUCCAGAUGCUGAAUUCCGGGCGAUGGGUAGAAAGUUUUUUGCCCCAAGAAAGGGUAUACUCGGACUUGUUUUUGCUUUUCCAAUUUUGCGUAAACUGGUUAAAUUUACCGCGAUUCCCGAGGAUGUCACCAAUUUUUUCAUGGGCGCUUUCAAGGAAGCAGUAGAAUAUAGAACGGCCAAUAACGUCGUUCGAAGAGACUUUUUAGACUUGGUCAUACAGCUUAUAUAUAAAGGCUACGUUCAUAAUGACGACGAAAAAGCACCGCUGCCUGGGACAGUCGACGAGCAGAAGAUUACCAUGGACGAAGGAGCAGCGCAAGCAUUCGUCUUCUGGGUUGGUGGCUUUGACACAUCAUCGUCAACGGUGACCCAUUGCCUCUACGAGUUGGCGCUGAAUCAGGAAUUGCAGGAGAAAACAGCCGCGGAAAUAAUCAGAGUCCUUGAAGAAUACGGGGACGUAACUUACGAGUCCAUCAGAGCGAUGCCCCAUCUUCACAAAGUCGUUUCUGAAACGCUGAGGAAGUACCCAGUCGUUCCGUUGCUCAACAGAGAGUGCACCGAGGAUAUUGACCUGCCUGGUACCGGCUUCCGAGCAACCAAAGGUACUAAGAUUAUUGUCCCGGUUCUUGGAAUCCAUUGGGACCCCGACCUAUAUCCAGAACCAGAGAAAUUCGACCCGGAACGGUUUAAUGAGGAAAACAUUGCCAAGAGACACCCGUACGCUUACUUGCCAUUUGGCGAGGGCCCAAGGAACUGCAUCGGUAUGAGGUUCGGGUUGGUGCAGUCUAAAGUUGGCCUGAUCAGGAUGUUGUCAAAGUUCCGUUUCACUCCAGGUCCGAACUUGGACGUGCCUUUAAUAAUGGACAAGGCAAACUUUGUGCAGAUGGCCUUAAACGGGGUAACAUUGCGUGUCCAAAUGCGAUAAUGCGACGGAGUCAAUGUGUAAUAUUUGUGCCAUGUAAGUUUAAGAUUCCCUGUUUGGAAAAACGAUACCUGUAUAUACAUUUCACAGGUUUCGAGAACAAAACUUUUAAAGAAGGUGGUGGAAAAAAUUUUUUACAGUUACCGCUGGGAUUUAGUGAUUAUCUGAGGUUGAUAACGUCACAUUUUAGCUAUCACAAUAUAAAAUCCAUCCGCCGUAAGAUCAGUCGUUUCUUACAAUAUUACUGUAUAUGCUCUAAGAUGUACAGUUAUAGUGGCAGAUAAUGAAAAAGCAACUUCUUACUCUAAUUGGUUAUUACGGUUAUAAUACGUUUGGUGGAUGCUUUGAGUGAAACUGGAUGCUCGGACCAAAUAUCCCAGGCUACACUUGAUGUUCUAAAAAAUCCGCAGCAAACAUAUCUCUGCAAGAUUUUAAAUAUUUCAGUUACAAAAUAAAUAAAUAAAUAAAAAUCAA
Messenger RNA from Neodiprion fabricii, 4190 nucleotides. RefSeq lists its product as uncharacterized. The record is from RefSeq and is a predicted model, not a curated record. NCBI's taxonomy places the organism in Eukaryota, Metazoa, Arthropoda, Insecta, Hymenoptera, Diprionidae. Gene Ontology annotation, molecular function: monooxygenase activity; oxidoreductase activity, acting on paired donors, with incorporation or reduction of molecular oxygen; iron ion binding. The transcript is spliced from 13 exons. Bases 534 to 3719 code for a protein of 1061 amino acids.